Betta splendens (Siamese fighting fish) is the source of this 6090-nucleotide messenger RNA. RefSeq names its product germ cell-specific gene 1-like protein. The coding region runs from base 1175 to 2230 and encodes 351 amino acids. The transcript has 8 exons. The record is from RefSeq and is a predicted model, not a curated record. Lineage: Eukaryota; Metazoa; Chordata; Actinopteri; Anabantiformes; Osphronemidae. Gene Ontology annotation, cellular component: plasma membrane.
CAACGAUUUUAGGCGGUUGAGUCGCAGCCACCUCUGAAAAGGGACAGACACAGGAAGAGAGGAAGCGCUACAGUAACAGAUGGACUUAGAGGGAUUACAUGAUUCAGGAUGGGUUUGUGACAUAAAUUCCCAAGAAAGACAGAAAAGAGAGUAGAGUGCCGUGGAGACAGACACUCCGUAGCUCCGCCAGUUCUGCAUCUUCCUCCGACUAUUGGCCAGGAGGAUUAAAGGGGGGAGUGCAGCUGGAGAGGUAAGGGUCACUGAUGCUCAUCCUAGAGGAGCAUCAAUGAGGAAUACAGAGAUGGAGCAACUGAACUCCAUGUUCUUAAGGAGCUUUUUACUUAAAGGUUUGUGAAAAGGCAGAAAGGAGAGAGGAUUGUAGGCUCAGCAGGAGGGUUUGCUUUCUGUGUUUGUUACCUCAUGUCUGAGCUGAAGGAAAAGAAAGGGUCUGUGGUUGCACGAGAGGAGACGAAGGCAGGAGACAUGGGGGCAGCGGUGGUGUUGAUAAUGAGCCGCAGGGUCAGACCUGGGCGUGAUAAUCUGGAAGAGCGCCUGCAUCACUGUUUUCAAAAACACAGCUGGACUAUUUAUUUUAUUUAUUAAGCCCCAGACAGUAAAUAUGCCUCUGAGCUACAUAUUAGCACAUGGGCAGCGUGAUUUCAACCCGACUCUGAUUUAAUUUCGUGCCAGAUUAACGCUACCAAACCUGUGUAUGGCGUAGCCAGAGCUCCCGUUGAAGCUGCCUGGGCCCCGGACCGCCCCGUCCUCGUAUCCCACCGUCCCCACCUGCCGUGAACCUCUGUCCACCUGAGCCCCAGCUCGGUCAUUUCCCCUCUGUCUCUCUCUCCCCACGUGUCGCCCAGCCCUCUCGUCCUUCCCUUAUCGGCCUCUCUUUUUAAUCGCUCUGACUUUACAGUAUCUCAUUGUCAGUUGUGUUAUAUUAUCUUCUGUCUGUACUGUUACAUCACAUUUAUUUUUGCACUCUGUUUAAACCUGGCAGCUCAUCACCUCCUAAAACCAUCCCAACGCGUCCGUCCCCCGCUCUCCGCUCCAUCUGUAGCCGUAUUUAAACCCUGCGUCCUGCUCGGCCUAUUUCCACCUCUGCGCCCUCUUCGCCCCCCCGCCCCGUCGCUCCGACGCCCCCUCCCCCGCCUCAGCCUGCUCUUAUGUGGCCAUGCUGGAAGGCAUGUCCCGUCGCUCUCGCUCCCUGCUGUCCCUGACUUUGACCUCUCUGGCUCUGGCCCUCUCCAUCCUCGCUCUGUGCACCUCCUACUGGUGUGAGGGCACCCACAAGGUGGUCAAACCGCUCUGCCUGUCACCCGUCAAAAUGAAGAACUGUGGUCAGAACAACAGCGAGCCUUACACCACAGAGAGUCCGACUCAGAACCCCUUCAACCGGACGCUGUCUCCGGCCCGCAGGGACGAGCUGGCGAGGAUCAGGCAGCGGCAGCUGGCCAACGCCGUGCACUACAUCUGGGAGACGGGCGAGGACAAGUUUGCCUUCAGAUACUUCCACACGGGCUUCUGGGAAAGCUGUGAGAAACACAGUGACGGAGAGAAAUGUCGAAGCUUUAUAGAGUUAACGCCCGGGGAAACGCAAGGCGUGCUGUGGCUCUCCGUCAUCUCAGAGUUCACCUACAUCGGCCUGCUGGGCAUGGGCUUCCUGCUGAUGUGGCUGGAAGUGCUGUGCUCCCAUAAGGAAAUGCACGCGCUGAAGAUCAACGCGUAUGCGGCCAUCUGCACCGUGCUCUCAGGUCUCCUUGGGAUGGUAGCUCACAUGAUGUACACCACAGUGUUUCAGAUGACAGUUAUUGUUGGCCCCAAAGACUGGAGGCCUCAGUCCUGGGACUACGGCUGGUCAUUUGCUCUCGCCUGGGUGUCCUUCAGUUGCUGCAUGGGCGCCGCCGUGGUCACGCUCAACUCCUACACGAAGACCAUCAUCGAGCUCCGACGCAGGCAGAGGCUCCGGCUGGAGGAGGCGCGAGCCGCCACUCACGCGCCGCCCUACGACGAGGUGGUGCCGGGGGGCGGGCUCUACUCCGUCAGCGGGCUGCUGCAGUGCCCCGACGGCAUGCUCGACGUGACGUGGGCCCCGAACGGCGGCGUGGUGGGAAACGGAGACGUGCCCACGCUGGUGCUGGUCGGGGGCUGCGGGCCGGAGGGCUGCGAGGACUGUGAGAGAGAGAUGGACGAGAUGGAGGACACCGUGGACCGAGUGUCACCCUGUUAGACGGCCGCUGUGGAACACGUCGGGUGAAAAGGGCUAAAAGAGUAGAAUCACGCUGAGCUGGAGAUGGAGGGAUGUGAUACCAACAAGCUUGAAACCAAUGAAUACAUAUCAAAGGCAAUGACACUGGAUGUACAGGUCACGCUCGCAUGCAAGACUGCAUGAUUUCUGAGUUUUCUCAGUGCCUCGCGGUUGGGAAGUGAAUUACCUGCAUCUAAAUACUUGUUCCUCUCAUUUUGCUAGUAAGACGCCCAACAUGUGUCUGGAGCUCUACUCUCUUCCGUCUCAAACGUUACACAUAUAUGGCAUCUGGGUGUGCCGCAUGUACCGUGUACCCGAAAACAAACACGGCCUCUCGGCAGAUGCACGGUCAAACUCAUAAGAUAGACGCACAGAGAUAGAAAGAUUACAGAGAUUUUGAAAAGUCUGCGCUCUGAUGUUGAACAGAAGAUUAUGUGUAAACCAGUAAUCCUGAGUUGGAUGGAAAGACGGAGGAACGGAGCGAGCAGAGAUGGGAGCAUCUGAAGGGAUGAAGAUGGAGAGAGGGGGUGGGGUGUGCGCGUGUGUGUGUGUGUGUGUGUGUGUGUGUGUGUGUGUGUGUGUGUGUGUGUGUGUGUGUGUGUGUGUGUGUGUGUGUGUUUCAGCCAUCCAAGCGCGUGCUCAUUAAAAAAUCUAUCAAACAAACAUGACAAACUGUGACUUACUAACAUAAAAUCCUUCAUUAGUUUAAAGGGUUAAAUAAAGAACCUAAAUUUACCUUCGAGGUCUGCAGGCUAUUGAUUUGGGAUAAUCCUGGAUUUACUGUCUGAGGUGCUGUAAAUACAAUUGUGAACGUCGGGCCUAAAGCGCCCGGACGUACAUACGAUACAUUUCUAGAUCACAGAAAAAUUCAUUCUCCACUAGGAAAGAUUAAUAUCCAUAGCCCAGAUGUGUGAGGAAACCUUUAAUCUACUACAGAGUGACCAAAUCACAACACUUUGAAGAUUGAAUCUCUAACAGGACAUUUCACCUUAUGUACAAAAGCCUGAGUCUAAACUGGUCGAUCACCUAGAUUCAUUUCAAACAUUUAAAGAGUUAACAAUACAUCAAUGUUCAUCCAACACAUUCGCAAUGUUGUUUAAUUAGUAGUUCAUAGUUCCCAUAAUUAGAAUUUGGACGGUGUCUGCUUCUGUCUGUACAUAUUCUGAAACACUUUGCCAAAAUACCGCUAUUAGCUCCUAGUUUAUAGAAAUUCAUUGAGAAACAUUAGUAAAACAAUGUGAUAUAAAGUUACUAGAAAGUGAGGACACUGCAGAAAAUUAUAUUUACACUGAGGUAUUGAGUUGAAUGAACGGUAGGAACAGAACAGGUUUGAGAGGACAGUGAGAACCUAAGAAGAAGAAGAGCAGGUGGAGGGUGGAACGGCAGCCUCAGUCUUUCAUCGGCUCAUAGUGGAUCAGACGCAUCGCAUUGUCGUUCUCGAUCACUCCCGUGAUGAACUCUCCCUCCGCCAGCCGCUCUGCGGAAAGAGAAAGAUCAGCACGGCGUCACGGAGGACAGGCACCAGCAAACAGGAUGUGAGGAGAGAACACGAGUCUGUGUGUGUGCGUGCGUGUGUGUGUGUGUGUGUGUGUGUGUGUGUGUGUGUGUGUGUGUGUGUGUGUGUGUGUGUGUGUGUGUGUGUGUGUGUGUGCGUGUGUGUGCGCGUGUGACACGCCAGGCGGCUCAACGGAGUCACUUAAGGUUUCGCUGAUAAUAAAGCCAGCACGAAACAAGCGAUGCUGUAACUGAGGACGUGUGUGCGUUCAGGUGGAUUUGUUGAUGAUAUGGAGCCAAACAGCUGAUUGUCAGAUCUAAUCUUCACUACAGGACGUGGACUAAGCUUUCACUGACUCUGCUCCUGUGACAUCGGGGCAUGAGGAGAGGCCACAUUACCGUUGUCUCUCUUAUUGAAGUACCCCCACAGCUUGUUGGCCCUCUUCUCGGGUGUGUUCUCGUCCUCCGGUAGCCGGUUCUGCUCCUCCUUGGGGAUCAGCUUAAAAAUGGCCUGUGGAGGGGAGGAGGGUUUGGUUCAAGAUGGGCGAUAACACUGCAUCAUUUCAUGUCUCCCACAUAAACACAAACAAACGCGUACGAGCCAAGGAGCAUGUAAUCUGUCAGAGGAGUGAGUAAGCUCACAGUCCUCUUAAGGUAAUUAGUGUCGUGUGUGUUUAUUGAGCCUCUGAUGUGAAACUGCUCGACAUUUUGUCAUUAUUUACUUAAGUCAUGGCUGAAUACAAGCAAAUUAAGUAGCCUCCAGUCAAAUUGUGCACAAAAAAAGGUUUGUCGUGUCUUUGAGACAAGUAAUCUGAUCCUAUCCUAUGAUGUGAAGUCGAGUACUUGUGUAGUGUUGCUGUUCUGUGGACGUGGACGCACCUCCCAGUAAAUAAUCACUCAUCUGAGCUCGUGUGUCAUUUUUCACAGAUAGUUAAUCUGCAUCGGGUCACGCAGAAUUCCACAGAUUGUAAAUGACUGUGCACUUUAGGUCCAGGUCUUUAAAUGUGUGUCCCACUUAGAGAGGAAGCACUCAUCUCCCACAUUUAAGACACCUAGAUUAACAUGGAUUAGUGCCAAGACUCGGGCCACGGGCCAAACACCACCAUGUCGUCUCUUUUCUCCCUGGACUUGCCCCUUGGUCCGCGUGGUCUGUGCAGCUCAGGCUCACAGGAAGUCACAGAAAAUGAAAUUGAGUCGCAUGUCAAAUGAUUUGGACUUUGAGCGAGUUAAAGCGAUGGUUCUCAACUGGUCUGGCUUCGGGACCCACCAUCAGUGAAGGAAACUUCUCACAUGCAUUUAAUCAUAUGGUUGACAUAACAAUCAGACUUAGUUGGUGAUUUCACAUAAAAUAUUCCGUUAAUUAUUAAAAAGCAUGGCAAAGGCCAGAGAUCCAGUGAAAGUGGGGUUCGCGACCCAUUUUUGGGUCUCGACCCACCAGUUGAGAAUCACUGGUUUAGGGGGUUUAUUCAUUAGUGAUGCAAUAGCAAUCUAGCAUAACACACUAGUAAUACAUGUAACUAAUUUGACUUUUGACUUCCUCACUGAUAUUUCCAUCUUUAAAAUGAUAUCAGAUGGAAUCUUCUCAGGCCGUAUCAAAGAUCAUAGCUUCUCUACCUUUGCACAGUUUUACACCGCACAUCUCCAGUUUUGUUUGCAGGCUGUUGAACCUGCGCAGCUUCAAACGAGAGCUCUGCUACUCAGAUCUUGUAAACCUGAUGCAUAUGGACUCAGGCCAGCUGGCCAGGAAUUAAAUCCCAUUACAAUGCUAGCUGGAUUCUUGGCUGAUCUGUCUUAAACCUCUUACUCUUCUAUAUGACUUGUUUUAAAAACAGAAGCUAACAAAACGUAAAAACCUCCAUCCCGAAGACAUUUAAUUACUCAUUCAACCACCGGGUGCAGAGUGACAGCCCACAGUGUGACUCCUGAGUGACGAGUGCACUCUGUUAGGGACGUUUUCAACACGCUACAUCAUUACCUGAGCGCUAAACCUGUAAGAGAGAUUAUCAGGAGUUGUUGUUUCGAAUAGCAGCUAAGUGGGCUGGCAAUUAGGCCUGAGUCCUACAUACCAUGCGAAGGAUGGAUGUGUUCCAGCAGAAAGCAACAAAUAUCAUAGAGAGCUUACAGGAGGGGAAGAAGACAGCUUUUAAUACAGUGAGCAGAGUUUACACCUUCCUAGGAGCAUGUUGUCAUAAGACAUAGGCUUAAUAUUUUAGCCUCAUAUUUAUGAAUAUGCGGCCACAACUAUGUUAGUAUCCUUUAAUGUGUUGGACUCCGGUAGAACUCCAGCACUCUUUCAUAUCUAUGUCUUAUAGCUGUAAGAGAACAAUAAAACAUUUUAAUGAAACAAA